UGAGCAUUGCAGCAUGGCAAAGAGGCCUGCCGAUCAUCCUCCAGCUUACUAACCCUCACCAAAUGGACCCAUUUUGUUUCAUUUGGGGUUAGGAGGUUUAGGAUAAGAGCACUAGUACUAUCAAAUACCAAAAAAAUAAAAAAAUUAGACAGAAGGCUCCACUGAGGCCAUUGUGGGGACCAUGUCUAAGUCAGGCAAGAUCCUGCACCUGUAUGUGGAGGUGAGGUCUGUCCCAGGGAAGGAGCUGGAAGGUGGUGUGGAGGGGAUGCACCCACUAGUGCUCCAAGGGCCUGACAUCCUACCUCAGUCCCAGUGCACCCCCAGCCACUCCACCUCUACCUGUACCUGCACUUGCCCAUCCACCUCCACCCCCAGCCCAGCCUCCAUGUCCCCAGGAGUGUUGCAUAAAGAUGGGGGCAGCAGUCCCAGCCUCACCUCCAAGUCCUCCUCCAGACAAUCUGUCAGUUUCCAGCUGGACCUACCGGACAACUCCGGACCGCCCACACACCACGAGCAGCGUCUGCCUUAUGAGGGGAUUGGUCAGCUGCUCUCCAAACUCCAGCCUGCACCCAAUGGGCCGCAGAAUGACAGUCUGGUGCUCGCCCGCUCCUCAGACAUUGAGCACUACCACAGGAGGGUGCCCCUAUCCCCUGCCUCCUCUGGGAGAAUAACGUCCCCCUCGACUCCAACCAGUGGGCGCAGGUCCUACGAUGGCUCUGGUGUGGGAGACGAGGGCAAGUGCUCUGUGGUCAGCUUUAGCUACAUAGAGAAAGCCAGCAUUAAGUCUGUGGACAGCCCUCGCAGUGCUGUGUGCCCAAGUGUACUUGAGAACCCUUUCAGUAGAGGUGUGGAGGAGGGGUAUAUGCCUGCCCACCUUAGGAAGAGGCUCAGUGACCCUGUGUGGUCGGAUAGCUCCGGUAGCUCCAGCCCCAAACUGUCCUGUCCCACCUCGGGCAGGUCCCCCAGGAGCUCCCCCUGCCUCCGCAGGGCCACUCUGGACACUGUGGCCAGAGAGGCCACCUACAGGGCCAUGGAGGAAUUUGGCUCCCCGGAACUGAGGCGCAGACUGGCGGCCUACAGCCCAGACAGAAGCCCCAGCCUGCCUCGGUACUACCAGCAGCAGCCCCGCUGCCAGUCCUGGGGUGGGUCCCCGGUCCUGCCUAGGGGUGCCAGAACGCUGCCAAUCAAUGCACACCUCAUAGACUCUGACAGGAACCGUGGUUUGAAUGGCCUCCCCAGAAGCCCAGCUUCUCACCAGCUCUCUGUUCAAGCCAGGCAGUCCUACUACAACUUCACCAUGUCCCCUUCCAGUGUUAGCUGCCACCAUGGUGUCCAGAACCACAGGCUGUGGCUAGGGGACGAGAGCCCCAGGCUGUCCUCAAAAUGUGGGGACCACAGCCCCAGGUUGGCCUGCAAGUUUGGGGACGAGAGCCCAAGGUUGUCUUCCAAGUUUCGCCCACCAUUACCUGCAGGCAGGCCCACUGCAAUUCAGCAUGAAAUACCAGCAAGCAUGAUUACCAGCACCCCAACCUCUUGCGAUCAGAGGGCUAGCAGCUACACCAGCCACCGCACUCCUAGCGAUAGCCCCUGCUUACCAAACAAGGUCAACUCCAAACAGUCAGGUCAGUCAAAUGACAGCAAGCUGGGAGAGGGAUUGAACCAGACCAGUGACCGAAGAAGUAACUCCCCAGCCACUAGCCCUCACAUGGCUCAUAAGCUGGCGGAGGACGCAACCAAGCUGUCCACUAUCUUCAUGGACAGGGGGACUCCCUCCCCCACUCUGUCACAGGCUAACUCCACCAGGUCAGAGAGCCCCACGUCUGGCUACAUCUCCAGGGAGUCUCAACCCUACGCCACCCUCCAUGGCCAGGGUUCUCCAGCACAGCCCCACCCUGAAGCUAACACUCACACACACUUACAGGACCAUAGGUGGACAGACAAGGAGUUUCUUAGAGCUGGACCCCACUCCAGAGAGUCUAGACCAGGUCAAGGACAGGGGCAAGCCUCCCCCCUCCUACUGCAGAAGGGAACCUCCUCCCCUGCUAUGCCAGCUACGCUGCACCUGGUGGUAGCGUCCCACACUCCUAUCAUAGACCCACGGCUGCAGAGAGCUGAGCUGCUGAUGAAAGACAGCCCAACCCUGCACCGCCACCAGCCCCCACAGUACAUGGGAGACCGAGGCUCCCCCAGCCUGGAGAGGAGACCGUAUGACACCCGCUUUGACAGAGGGGGUCCGAGGGACAACCCGGAGAGCAGCAGGCGCCUGAUUAUAGGACUUGACAUGGAGCCGCCAGAGAGCUGGAGCUCCAGGAUGCAGCAGUGGAGGGAGAAUGGGUCCGUUGCGGACAGGGAGGAGUCCUAUAGUGAGAGUCCGACUGCUGAUGGUGAUGAAGUGUAUGUGGUGACCAAGGAGGAGCUGCAGCAGAGAAGGAAUGGUGCAGCUGUGUUGGGGUAUCAGGGGUAUAAACAUGGAGUAAACAGGGAACAGAGGGGGGAGACCCAGGACCAUAGUGGGGCACUGGGGUCCUCCCAAAGCUCCAGUGGAGUGACAGGCAGUCUGGGGGAGAGCACUCAGCCAGAAAGGGACUGUCUCUCUCCAGAGACAUCCAGCCAGUCCAGCCAGAAGAGCAAUGACACUGAAGAGACAGCAUCUGGGAUGCAGUCGGAAAGCGGAUCCUCUGUGCUGGGCCCAUCCUUGCACUCCCAGAGGAUUGCCCGUGCCAAAUGGGAGUUCUUGUUUGGACAGCCCAUAGAGGACAGCCAUGAUUCUAAAGACUCCUCUCAAGCCCCCCCGAGUGGGACCUCCAGUGAGUCUCCCUUGCCCACCUCCUCCCUGCUCCUGAAGCCCACAGGUCACUGGAGGGGAUGGGAUGAUGAGAGUCAGAGUUUAUCCUAUCACGAUGUCCAGCAGGUGGUGGAUUUGGUGACUCCGCCCCCGGUCACUGUGGUUGGCUUCUCGCCCAAGACGGGCAUCAUCCGGAGAGCCAUCAACUACGCUGAGACGGACUUAGAUGCUGUGCCCCUGAAAUGCUAUAGGGAAACAGACCUAGAUGAGGUGAUAUUGGCUGAGGCCGAGAGAGAGCAGGAGGAGGUGGACUCCGCCUUUGGGAGUAACCGCAGUGUGCUCGGCACCUCUGCCUCCAGCGCCAGUACCAUAGUACGCACUGACGGAGAGGAGGACGAGUUGGAGGAGGACGAGCUGGAGGAGGAAGAGGAGGAGGUGGUGAGCUGGGCCAGUGUGAGGAUGCAGGGGGAUAAGAAGAGACAGCAUGCCACCCAGGAGGACAAUCAGGUGUACAGUCUGCUGCUGAAGGGUUGUCCCCUGGACCACAUAUCGGAUGCCCAGUCAGCCCUGAAGUCCUCCAUCUCAGUGACUAGCCCUCGCAGGACCUCAGUGGAUAGCCUGGACUCCUUCAGCCGCCACUUCGAAAGGAUCAUGGAGUCUCACCGAGCCAAGGGCACCUCCUACAGCAGCCUGGACAGCGUUGACCUCUUGACCUCCAGCGGCCCACCCAUAUUCACCUUUGACCUGCCCACCCUCACCCCUAAGAUCCAAAGCCAAAUUUGUGAGAGUGCUCGUCAUAUCAUCGAGCUGAGUUUUGCCCCCCUGGCCCAUCCAGAGCUCCCCAGUGUGUCUGACCCCACAUGCUCUGAGAACACCCUGGCCCCCACAGGAAAGGGGCUCAGCAGCACCUCUGAGCAGGAUUAUACGUCAGGAGGGAAGUCCCGGUUGGAGAAAGACUGCUUGCGAACUAACUUAGAAUUGCCUUUCAUCAGGGAAAAGCCAGGCCACUGGGCUCCAGACCCGCUCCCACAGCAGGACGUGGGCGAGCGCUUAGCCCUGGGCAGCACCGAGGCCCUGGCCAACGGCAACAAGGCUGACCUGCAGGCUGCUAAGCGCCUAGCCAAACGCCUCUUCAACCUGGACGGCUUCAGGAAGUCUGACGUGGCCAGGCACCUGAGCAAGAAUAAUGAAUUCAGUCGGAUGGUGGGAGAAGAAUACCUCAGCUACUUCAACUUUUCAGGCCUUACUAUUGACCAAGCGCUAAGAGCCUUCCUGAGGGAGUUUGCCCUCAUGGGAGAGACACAGGAGAGAGAGCGAGUGCUGGCCCACUUCUCUAGGAGAUAUCUACAAUGCAACCCCAAUGCAAUACCUUCUGAAGACAGUGUCCACACCCUGACCUGUGCCCUGAUGCUGCUCAACACAGACCUGCAUGGCCAUAAUAUCGGCAAGAAAAUGUCCGUCCUGCAGUUCAUCGGCAACCUGGAAGGGCUAAACAACGGAAAGAAUUUUCCCAAGGAACUGCUCAAGGCCUUGUACAACUCUAUCAGAAACGAAAAGCUCCAGUGGACCAUCGAUGAGGAGGAGUUGCGCAAGUCCUUCUCCGAGUUGGCCGAUUUGCGAACUGACUCCGCCUCCCACACCAUGAAGCGAAUCGGCAGUGGUCUAGGCGUGGCCCAGAAUCCUGACGCCCUGAUCUAUAAGAACGGCUUCCUGGUACGGAAGGUCCACGCAGACUCUGACGGCAAGAAAACGCCCAGAGGUAAGAGAGGAUGGAAGACGUUUUAUGUCAUGCUGAAGGGACUGGUCCUCUACCUGCAGAAGGGAGAGUACCGUCCAGAAAAGCAGCUGUCUGAAGAGGAUCUGAAGAAUGCUGUGUCCAUCCACCACUCUCUGGCCAUGAGGGCAGCAGACUACAGCAAAAGGCCCAAUGUCUUCUACCUGCGCACUGCAGAUUGGAGAGUGUUCCUCUUCCAAGCACCUAAUGCAGAGCAGAUGCAGUCGUGGAUCACCCGUAUCAACGCGGUGUCAGCCAUGUUCUCAGCGCCACCCUUCCCUGCAGCCAUUGGCUCUCAGAAGAAAUUCAGCCGUCCGCUGCUGCCAGGCUCCAACACCAAGCUGUCUCAGGAAGAGCAGGUGAAAUCCCAUGAGACACGUUUCCGGGCCAUCUCCUCUGAGCUGAAUGAGUUAACCGCUGUAAUUCCAGACAAAAAAGCCAAAGUUCGUGAUCUGGAGGAGCACAAGCAACGUGAGGAGUACCUGGAGUUUGAGAAAACUCGCUACGGUACGUACGCCAUGCUACUGAGGGCUAAGAUUCGGAGUGGGGAAGAGGACCUGUCUCUGUUCGAGUCGCGUCUCUUUGACGACAGUGGUCUCCAGAGGGCCCACUCCAGCCCCACCCUGCGGGAGGAACACAGCAGCAGCAGCCAGGCCAGCAGUGCCAAGAGGGGGGGGCAGCAGCAGUAGUUCCAGCACCAGGGGGAGCAGCAAGACCAAGCGCUCUGAGCCCCAGAGAAACAGCUACAGGAAGGCUGUCAAACAGUGAGAGGGACCCUGGAGGGUGUUGCGGUGGACACGAUGGCUUAAACAAUUGGAUUAUCUGUGUUGAUCGAUAGACGGAGACCACUGGUGUGACUGGAAAAUGAGAUGGAGGAAGAUGAUGGGGGAUAGACCUGUUGCAUGCUUCUAUCCCGAGAAACCACAGGCACUGGAUGCUCCAGGGCACUCAGUCCUUCAUUUUACUAUACACAUGACUAACUUCUGUGUGGUCCUAAAUUCUGGGUCAUAUCCACAUUUAUUUUAUUUGAACGUGCUUUUUGGACCAAUUGUUGUUUACAGAGAUCUAAAGAUGACAUGGACUUAUGCCAUUAGAUCUGAUUAUGUUGAGAGUCGUAGGUUAUUUUCCUCCCUCCCUUCACUGUCUCCAUAAAUUACAUCUAUGUGAUUACUGCACACAGCCCAACACCUCCACGUGUAAAGUGAGUUGCCGUGCCGACCAGCUAGGAUGGACAGAGACGGGGCUGCAUCGGCUCAUCUGACUGUUACCAUGGAGACUAAACGGAGCCCGGGAUCAUUCCGUCCGACCAGAGUGCCAGAACCUCAACCCAACCACAAUGCAUUUGGAGGAAACUGGACGAACGCUGGGCUCUUCACGAGAGACAUGAUCAAUUGGAAGGAAUACAGCAGGUUACUGGACAUAAUUUAUGAUGCUGCAUGCACAUACAAAAGAAAUGUUCUCCAAAGUCUUUGCUAUGAUUUUGUUAUUCUAAGGACUUUUAUUGUGGCAAACUGAACUGGCCCAGAGCCAGGCCCUUCUACUAUAACUGUGAAGCUCUGCUGGAUCUCAUUGUUAUUUCUAAGGACAUUUACACACAUCAGCUAUGGCACCGCCACUAAUCCUUGAGUGUUUUUGUCUUACUAAUGGGUUGAUGAAGUAGGUUGAUCACACAGACUGGCUGUCUAUCGGUUUAAUGAACUUAAAGAGUAGGAGGACUGCAUGCGUACGAGGAGAUGGGAGACUCACUCAAGAGGACAUGCUUCGCUAUGGUAUCAAGACUAUCCCCUUUUUUCCCUUUAUGUGAUUCACAUGGUGUUUUUCAUUUGUAUAACUUGAAAAAAAAUAAACGUGACAGGAGGCUUAGUUUACAGUACA
Oncorhynchus mykiss (rainbow trout) is the source of this 6434-nucleotide messenger RNA. RefSeq lists its product as uncharacterized. Gene Ontology annotation, molecular function: guanyl-nucleotide exchange factor activity; phospholipid binding; protein binding. The record is from RefSeq and is a predicted model, not a curated record. Lineage: Eukaryota; Metazoa; Chordata; Actinopteri; Salmoniformes; Salmonidae. Gene Ontology annotation, biological process: regulation of ARF protein signal transduction.